AUACACACUCACUCACUCACUCACUAAGCCAGCAGUGUGUGUGUAUGUGUGUAUGUUGAUACUGAUUGUUCCAGUGAGUGGAGCUACUACCACCUCUACCGAAGGCUUUGACCCAGGCACACCGGACCCUGACCACUCUCUCUGCCGCCUCCGCGUUCACUUUCCUCGGGGAGGUCCAGGAUGAGCCUACCGCGGCCGGACGAGUUCCAGCCGCCCCCGGAGUGCCCGGUCUUCGAGCCUAGCUGGGAGGAAUUCGCGGACCCGUUCGCCUUUAUCAACAAGAUCCGACCAAUCGCGGAGAAAACGGGAAUCUGCAAAGUCCGACCUCCACCGGACUGGCAGCCUCCGUUCGCGUGUGAUGUUGACAGACUCCAUUUCACUCCUCGGAUCCAGAGGCUGAAUGAAUUGGAGGCGCAGACUCGGGUUAAGCUUAAUUUUCUCGACCAGAUCGCAAAGUUCUGGGAGCUUCAGGGAUGCACACUAAAAAUUCCACAUGUAGAGCGGAAGAUACUAGACCUUUACCAGCUGAACAAGCUGGUUGCGGAUGAGGGGGGGUUUGAGCUGGUCUGUAAGGAACGCAGAUGGACGAAGAUAGCUAUGACGAUGGGUUUUGCCCCUGGUAAAGCAGUUGGUUCACACCUGCGCUCACAUUAUGAACGGGUCCUCUACCCUUACAACCUCUUCCAGUCUGGAGCCAACCUGCUGGAACAAGAGCUAGCGGCCAAACUGAUGAGUUUUGGAGCAGCUCCUGAGCAGGAAAAGUUUAUCCAGAACCACUCCCUGCCCGAAAGUGAUGAGAAAGAAUACAAACCUCAUGAUCUGGUGCAGAGGCAGAACACACAGGUGCCUCCCGAUGCCAGCACACCUUCCCGACGAGCCAAACGGAUGAAAGCUGAGUCUGGAUGUGGGAAGUCUGAAGCAUGUGCUGCAGGAGGAGAGGUGUGUGAAAACAAACCCAACCUGAGGAGGAGGAUGGGCUCAUUCGUAGCCAAAUCUGAACCAGUGAAGGAAAUCCCCAUUCAGAUUAAACAGGAGCCGGUGGAGAGUAAAGUUGUGCAGCCGGAACCGGAGAAGACCAAACCUCGCCAAAAGAAAAACACCCCCCCUCCACCCGUCAGCGUUGUGGAUCUGUACGUGUGUUUAGUAUGCGGGAACGGCAACGAUGAGGAUAGGCUGUUGCUAUGCGACGGCUGUGAUGACAGCUACCACACCUUCUGCUUGAUCCCGCCCCUAACCGACAUCCCUAAGGGUGAUUGGAGAUGCCCCAAGUGUCUGGCUCAGGAAUGCAGUAAGCCGCAGGAGGCGUUCGGCUUCGAGCAGGCGCGCAGAGACUACUCGCUCAAAGCCUUCGGGGAGAUGGCCGACUCUUUCAAGUCUGACUACUUCAACAUGCCUGUCCACAUGGUUCCCACAGAGCUGGUGGAGAAGGAGUUCUGGCGGCUGGUGCGCACUAUAGAGGAGGAUGUGACGGUGGAGUAUGGAGCUGAUAUCGCCUCCAAGGAGUUCGGAAGCGGAUUUCCCAUCAGGGGCGGCAGGUUCAAGGUCGCGCCGCAUGACGAGAAAUACCUGAGCUGCGGCUGGAACCUGAAUAACAUGGCCAUGAUGGACCCGUCGGUGUUGACCCAUGUGACAGCUGAUAUCUGUGGUAUGACCCUGCCCUGGCUCUACGUGGGCAUGUGCUUCUCCUCUUUCUGUUGGCACAUCGAGGACCACUGGAGCUACUCCAUCAACUACCUGCACUGGGGAGAACCAAAGACGUGGUAUGGAGCUCCUGGUUUUGCUGCAGAGCAGCUGGAGGCGGUGAUGAAGAAACUCGCUCCUGAGCUGUUCGAGUCACAGCCGGAUCUGUUACAUCAACUCGUCACCAUCAUGAACCCAAACACACUCAUGUCCUACGGAGUACCAAUUUACCGGACCAAUCAGUGCGCAGGAGAGUUCGUCAUCACGUUCCCACGAGCUUAUCACAGCGGGUUCAACCAGGGCUUUAACUUUGCCGAGGCGGUGAACUUCUGCACGGUGGACUGGAUGCCUCUGGGUCGUCAGUGUGUGGAUCACUAUCGCCUGCUGCACCGUUACUGCGUCUUCUCCCACGAUGAGAUGAUCUGCAACAUGGCUGCUAAAGCCAAUAAGCUGGACGUGGUGCUGGCCUCCUCCGUUCACAAAGACAUGGUGCUGAUGAUCAACGAGGAGAGAGACCUGCGGGACCAAAUCCGCAAGCUGGGGGUGGUGCAGUGUGAGCUGUUUGAAUACGACUUGCUGCAAGACGACGAGAGGCAGUGUGUGAAGUGCCGCACCACCUGUUACCUGUCUGCCCUCACCUGUCCCUGUCGACCGGGUGAACAGGUGUGUCUGCACCACGCUCGCCACCUGUGCUCCUGCCCCAUCUCCAACUACACGCUGAAGUACCGCUUCACGCUGGAUGAUCUUUACCCCAUGAUGAAUGCUGUGAAGCAGAGGGCCGAGUCCUAUGAUGUUUGGGCCUCACAUGUCUCUGAGGUUCUGGAGGCCAAACUGGAUAAGAAGCGCAACCUCACAGUGUUCCGUUCUCUGAUUGAAGAGUCAGAUAAAGGGAGUUUUCCUGAUAACGAUCUGUUACGCCACCUGAAACUGGUCACACAGGAUGCAGAGAGGUGUUCAUCUGUGGCUCAGCAGCUUCUAACCGGCAAGAGACAGACCAGGUACCGCAUUGCUGGAGGAAAGACUCAGAAUCAGCUGAGCGUGGAGGAAAUGAGGUCUUUUGUCCGGCAGCUUUACAACCUUCCCUGCAGCCUAACACAGGCACCGUUACUGAAGGAGCUGCUGAACCGCAUUGAGGACUUCCAGCAGCACAGUGAGAAGGUCCUGUCUGACGACGUCAGUCCGGAUCUGGUGGGGGAGAUUCAGGCUCUGCUGGACGAGAGUUCGGAGUUUGACGUUAGUUUGCCGGAGGUUUCUCAACUGCGGGAGCGUCUGGAGCUGGCCCACUGGCUCGGCGCCGUUCAGCGGGCUGAAGAUUCCUCCAGCAGUCCUCGCGGCCUCUCGCUGGACGGCAUGCGGCGGCUUAUCGACCGCGGGGUGGGGCUGACCCCCCACCCGUCCACGGAGCGAGCCAUGGCCCGGCUACAGGAGCUGCUCACGCUGUCGGAGCAGUGGGAGGAGAGAGCGCAGACUCUGCUGAAGACCAGGCCUCCGGAGAGCCUGACGUCUCUCUCUGCCACUCUGAAGGAAGUGGACUCUGUUCCUACAUACCUGCCCAACUGUCUGCUGCUGCGGGACUCCGUUCAGAGAGCCACCGAGUGGCUGAAAGAGGCCGAGGCUUUACAGGUGGGAGGUCGUGUUCCUGUUUUAGACACUCUAUCAGACAUGGUGCUGAGGGGCCGGGCGAUUCCUGUGCAGCUGGAGCCGCUGGAGAGGCUGGAGGCGCUGGUGUCUGAGGUCCAGACCUGGCGGGAAUCGGCAGCUAAAACCUUCCUGAUGAAAAGCUCCUCCUACACUUUGCUGGAGGUGUUGUGUCCCCGGUGUGAGGUGGGGAAUUCAGUGAAGAGAAAGGUGAAGAAGACGAAGGGUGAUGUGAUGCCGUGUGGGAAGAAGAGAAGCGGGCGAUUGGACAGUCUCAGCGAUGUAGAGAAAGCUCUUUCAGACAGUAAAGACUCCGCCUCCGCUAUGGCGACUCUUGCUGAGGUGCGAGUGAAAGAGCUGGAGUCUCUGGCGUCUCUCCGUGCAGCUAACGAAUCGAAGCUCCUCCCCUCGGCCGACAGCGGUGCUCUCAGGGUCUGCGUGUGUCAGAAGGCUCCUAUGGGUGCCAUGCAUCAGUGUGAGCUGUGCCGGGAGACGUUCCACACCGUGUGUACCGGGGGGCCGGCGGACCCCCGCAGCGCUAAGCCGUGGUUAUGUCCGUCGUGUCAUAGAUCGCCUAAACCUCCGCUGGAGAAGAUCCUGCCGCUGCUGGCGUCUCUGCAGAGGAUCCGGGUGCGCCUGCCCGAGGGAGACGCGCUGCGCUACAUGAUCGAGCGCACGGUCAGCUGGCAGCGGCGGGCGCGGGAGGUCAUGGCGUCGUACGAACUCUCGCCACAGUCUCAGAAACACAAGGGCAGCUCGCCGUCACCGGGGCAGUCAGGAGCAGACAGCAGUGGAACGUCUCAGGAUUGGAGCAGGUGCAGUCAGGAGCAGUCUGUCUUCUACAUCGAGCAGCGCUGCAUCCCACUGCAGGGUCUGAGUGCAGAUUUAGAGGAGCUGAUGGUGGAAGGAUUAUUGCUGCAGGUUUCAUUACCUGAGACUGAGCAGCUUUACACACUGCUACUGAACGGCCCUCCGGUCCAGCGCAGCCCCCAACACACACACUCAGCCCAGCACAGCCCUCAACACACACCCUACCAAUCUCAGGAACUCGCCUCACCACACCGGGAGAGAGACAGCGUUACCUCAGCGGAGAAGAAAGCAAAGCGGCGGAUAGAGAGAGAGGAGCUGAGUGGGCUGGAGGUUCCGGUGAGGGAGCGAGGGAUCACGAAGAGGAAGAAGCAGAGAAUGAGCAAAGAGAAGAGGAGAGAGAGGAAAGCAGCGUCCGUCUCGGCGUCUCCAAACUACCUGUCUGACCUGUCCCCGUCAGACGACUCGGAGGAGGACAUGAUCCUCUGCCCGGCGGAGAGCUGCCGGCAGCCGGCGGGGGACGAGGUGUACUGGGUUCAGUGUGACUGCUGUAACCAGUGGUUCCAUAUGGUUUGUGUAGGCGUUUCUGCAAAGAUGGCAGCCGAGGAGGACUACGUGUGCGUCUCCUGCAGCUCGAGGGACCUGGGCCAGCGGCGGAAAUAAAGAAGGAGCAGAGAGAGGAGGCGAGAGAGGAGGCUGGGAGAGCGCGGAGGACUUGGAGGACUAGGGGAAGGACCGGUCCAUCUCUUCCUUCAUCCCUCAUCCCUCGUUUUCCUCCUUUCUUCUUUUCCUCAGCCCUUCCCUGUGAACUGCCCUGUUCCCGGUUCUGUAACUGACCACCCCUCAGCUCCCUGUGACCUAUGACCUCUUAUUUUUGAUCUUUGUAACGACGGUGCUAUUUCCUCUAUUUUAUUUUUGUUCUGUUUGUUUUUUUUAAAUCUGUUGUUCUGGAUGAUGCUACUUGGUCACUUUUUUGUAUUUUUACAGCUUUUUUCCUCCUAUUUGAAUUUGAACUGUGUGGUUGUCUUUCUUUAAAGUCUUUAAAGGAAAAAAAAGAGGCUAAAUGACUUAAUGCUAAAUGAAGAGUUACAGUGGGAAUAUUCCGUGGGUUUCCGUUUGUGUGCUGCUCCGUUGCAAUUCGGGAGUCGGCAAGUCGGCUAAACCGUUCAGAGCACGUUGUGGAGAGGAAAAACAGACAAACAAACAAAAAAAAAAAAACAGGAACAUUUUUCUCUUUUCCAGAGAUUUCUGCAUGCUGAACCAGAGACACAACUACACAGGACACUCGGCAACAAUCAUUUUUCACCAAAAAUCUACAGUAAAUAAAUAAGAGAGAAAGAGAAACCUAUUUUUUUGGAUUGAAAAAAAAAUAAAAACAAAAACCCACUGUUUAGUACA
This is a messenger RNA of Astyanax mexicanus (Mexican tetra), 5523 nucleotides long. It is a transcript of the gene kdm5bb, whose product is annotated as lysine (K)-specific demethylase 5Bb. Lineage: Eukaryota; Metazoa; Chordata; Actinopteri; Characiformes; Acestrorhamphidae. The transcript is spliced from 28 exons. Gene Ontology annotation, biological process: chromatin remodeling. Gene Ontology annotation, cellular component: nucleus. The record is from RefSeq and is a predicted model, not a curated record. The coding region runs from base 181 to 4788 and encodes 1535 amino acids. Gene Ontology annotation, molecular function: DNA binding; histone demethylase activity.